AUGGCGCGGGAGGGAAAAUAAGUAGCAGAGGGGAGUUUUUUCGAUUACUUUGGUGGCUUAUUCAUGCUGCUAAUUUCUGUUUAUAUAGCUUUACACCUGCCAUUGAGUUGCUGAUUGCAGAGCAUGACACAUAUGGCAUCAACCAGGAGGUCAUUCCUGCCAUUAGGAGAGGACAUUCUAUUGUACUUAUGAGAAAUCAAUAUCCUAAGAAAGCACUUUCAAUCCAACCCUCUGCAUCUGCUUCUCUAUCUUUUCUCACGUCUGAGUUAAUAUCUGCACUAUGCUACCCAUUCUUGUGUUUCAAACAUCCAGUCUUACUCCGAGCUUCAGAACAACUCCUCCAUGCACAAUUGUAAUGGAAGAUCCAUUUUGGAAGAUUCUCUUUUCUCUUCUUAUGUUGGCCAUAUUUUUAAAUAUGGCCAGAUCUGUUUCAAAUCCAUUUGGAUCUGUAUUUUCUGGAGCAGUCAUGUUUGUCUAGUUUGGUUCAGACUUUUCAAUUCCUAUAUAAAUUUUAGCAAUUUUUUGCCUUAUGAACAAAUCAAAUGCUUCAAGAGUGGUAACUAUGCUGUUGGUCCUUCCUGUGUGUUAUGUCAAGGUCAGGAAAAAGCAAUCCUUUCAUACAUGUGAUGCAGGGAAUCUUAACAAGCUUGAUAUUACACUGCAGCUAGUUAUUCCCGGCAUGAUGUUAAUUUAGUCAGCUAGUUAUUCAAAUUAUCAUACAAAAUUGAGAUAAAUUAUCAUAAUCAAAUUUCAAGUGCUUUUGAGACUCUUUACUCUUUGUGUAGUGAGUGUUACCAGUUAAGUUUUAUCUAUCCAUUAUAUCAAGGUAAAAGAUGAUCCACGGUUAAUAAUUUUCUUGAUCUUGAAUCUCUGCCCACGUGUCCAUUUUAGAAAUGGCGGUUAAUAACCACCCUUUUCCCGAUCUUGAAUCUUGAAAUCUUGAACUUCUGCAGAAUUUCCUAUAUAAGGACUCCUGCUCGCUGGGUUCAAACUCCCAAUGUUAUUUGACAUUUUUAAAGUUAUUGAAAGCGAUUUGAAAGCAUUUUUUAAGCGAUUAUAGAUACUGCAAGCGAUUUGAUUUGAUUUCUGCUCAAUUACCGAAAGCAAUUUGGUUUCACAAUGAGGUUCGGUAGCUAUUCAGCAAAGGUCGUGUGGGUAUUGUCGGCAGCAAUACUAACAAUGUGUGUGGCCGCCUGGAUGGGCAUUGCAAUUUUCCACAAUGGCAGUGGAGGGAAGCUCAUCGACUCUAGCUGCAAGAAGACACCAUACCCUGAGGUCUGUGUUUCAGCAUUGCAAUCAUAUGAAGGAGCGAAUUCCAAGAAUCUUGCUCAUAUUACUGUGAAGGCGAGCUUACAUCGAGCUCAGAAAGCAUACAGCUCGACUUUGAAAGCAGCUUCCGAGUUUCCAGAACUCAUGGCUUUUGAAGAUUGCAUUGGCCUGUUCGUAGAUGUUGUGGAUCACGUCAACCGGUCGAUGGCAGAAGUACCCGGCCUGGAUGUGAAUCCCUCCAAGGCUCAGAUUGCAAAUGCCAAGACAUGGAUAAGCGCGGCUCUCACGGACGUGGAGACAUGCCUGGAUGGUUUCAGAGAGACGACCGGGACAGUGAUGGCCAAGGUGGAGGAUCAUUGUCAGUCUUUGACAAGAUCUCUCAGCAAUGCUCUGUACGUGUUCCAGCUCUACUUCCCUGAUAACGAUAAUGUGUCUGGGUUUUCUGGGAGUCCUCUGUUUAAUAACCCUCACCCUGGGUCUGGCUUUUCUGGUCGUCCUGUGUUAAUUAACCCUAACCCUCACCCUGGGUCUGGGUUUUCUUUUCCUCCGUGGAUGUCCCGGACCGAUCGGAGGCUGUUACAAGUGCCUGCGUUGGCGUUGCAUGUGAAUGCAACUGUGGCUCAGGACGGCAGUGGGCAGUACAAGACCAUUGGAGAGGCUCUCAUGCACGUGCCGUCUCAUGGCAGUGAGCGGUAUGUUAUCUAUGUCAAAGCUGGCGUGUAUGAGGAAAAUGUGCUUCUCUACAAGGAGAAGACGAAUGUGAUGUUGCUUGGCGAUGGGCGCGACCGGACCAUUGUUGCUUCCAGCAAAAAUGUCAAGGAUGGCUACACAACCUUCGCCUCUGCAACUUUUGGUGCAUCUGGCAAAGGAUUUAUUGCCAGAGAUAUGACCUUUGCCAACUUUGCAGGACCACGCAAGAAUCAAGCUGUAGCUCUACGUGUGGGAGCUGAUCUUUCAGCCUUUUACCGCUGCAACUUUAUUGGCUUCCAGAACACCUUAUAUGUUCACUCCCUCCGCCAGUUCUACAGAGAGUGUAAUAUCUAUGGCACUGUAGACUUCAUCUUGGGCAAUGCAGCUGCCAUUUUUCAGAAUUGCACUAUUAUUGUGAGAGCACCAAUGGCCAAUCAGACCAACACCAUUACUGCUCAGGGCAGAAACGACCCCAACCAGAACACUGGCUUUUCCAUUCAAAACUGCAGCAUUGUGGCCUCCACAGAUCGUGUUCCAGUCAGAUCUGCUUAUCUUGGAAAGCCAUGGAAACUGUUCUCGCGGACAGUCAUCAUUCAGAGCUUCUUAGGCGAUGUAAUCCACCCAGCUGGCUGGCUGGAGUGGUCGGAAGAUUAUGGGCUGGAAAGAGUAUAUUAUGGAGAAUAUAUGAACAGCGGACCCGGCUCAAAGGUGGACGGGCGAGUUGGAUGGGGGGGUUAUAGGGUCAUUAAAAGAGUAGAGGAGGUCAAUAUUUUUAGUGUUGAUAAUUUCAUUUCUGGGGCUACUUGGUUGCCAUCUAGUGGAAUUCCCUUUGAUCAUGAAUUGUAAAAGUAGUUCCAUUUAGGUUUAGGUAGUUUUUGAUUUCAUCGUUUGGGAUGUAAAAUCUAUGUUUUGAGUCUAUCUUUUGGGAUGUUUUUGUAAGAAUAUUUUGUAACUUCUCUUGAACUACAACUGGAGGUUUUCUUCUUCUUGGUUCUUUCCUGCUGAUUCAGACGCUGCUGGUAUCCUCGUCUGAACCAAGUUUUGUAAUCUCGUCUGAACCAAGUUUUGUAAUGUUAUAUUUCUAUAUAUAAUUUAAUUAUGAUGUCUUUGCCA
This is a messenger RNA of Cryptomeria japonica (Japanese cedar), 3072 nucleotides long. Its product is annotated as pectinesterase. Gene Ontology annotation, biological process: cell wall modification. Bases 1120 to 2805 code for a protein of 561 amino acids. The record is from RefSeq and is a predicted model, not a curated record. Lineage: Eukaryota; Viridiplantae; Streptophyta; Pinopsida; Cupressales; Cupressaceae. The transcript has 3 exons. Gene Ontology annotation, molecular function: pectinesterase activity; pectinesterase inhibitor activity.